UAUAUUUUGAGCGUUCCACAUUAAAACAAUCACCUCGCUCUUAGGAGAUAACAUGUUUAGUUAUUUGUUUUCGUCUUUUUUUCGGAUUAAAUCGGACUUUUGUCUGAUUGUUGAAUUAUUUCAGUAAGGUUUGAGAUGGAGACGGAGAAUAAUCUAAGCGCAGAGGGUGAGAUUCUUAAUGAGGAGGAGGUGAAAAAGGAGAAGCUGUCAUCAGAGGAGCAGGAGGCAGCAACAGCAGAGGAAGAAGAUGAAGAUGAAGAUGCUCUCCCGCACUCGGAGAUCCUGGAUAUUUUCGAGGAGGGACUGGCUCGACUUGUGCAGGACCCUUUGCUCUGUGAUUUACCAAUACAGGUCACCCUUGAAGAGGUGAAUUCCCAGAUUGCACUGGAGUACGGCCAAGCGAUGACCGUUAAGGUUUUAAAGGCAGAUGGUGAAAUAAUGCCCAUAGUUGUUGUCCAGAAUGCUACAGUCCUGGAUCUGAAGAAUGCCAUUCGCAGGUUUAUGGAACUCAAACAGCAGCGAGAAGGCGGAGUCAAACAUAUCAGCUGGAGAUAUGUUUGGAGAACCUUCCACCUGGUAUUUCAAGGCGAGAAGCUUGAAGAUGACACUAUGAGGCUUAAAGAUUAUGGGAUCAGGAACCGAGAUGAAGUGACGUUUAUGAAGAGACUCAGAAAGAAGUAACCCAGGCGACAUCUACUUUCAUGUGGAGGAUAAACACGACUUCCUGCAAAGCACACCGUCAAAUGUUAAAAAAUAAACACAAUUUUGUGUUAUUCCUUUUUUUUGUACACUUUUUCAUAGAUAUUUCCUGGUUUUAUAUAUUUUGUAACAUUUUCUUCCUAUCAAAUUAAAUACGUGUGAUCUGAAUAAAU
Cyprinodon tularosa is the source of this 872-nucleotide messenger RNA. It is a transcript of the gene snrnp25, whose product is annotated as small nuclear ribonucleoprotein 25. Gene Ontology annotation, biological process: mRNA splicing, via spliceosome. The transcript has 5 exons. Bases 136 to 681 code for a protein of 181 amino acids. The record is from RefSeq and is a predicted model, not a curated record. Gene Ontology annotation, cellular component: U12-type spliceosomal complex. Lineage: Eukaryota; Metazoa; Chordata; Actinopteri; Cyprinodontiformes; Cyprinodontidae. Gene Ontology annotation, molecular function: protein binding.